Messenger RNA from Eimeria acervulina, 1677 nucleotides. RefSeq lists its product as hypothetical. The transcript is spliced from 9 exons. NCBI's taxonomy places the organism in Eukaryota, Apicomplexa, Conoidasida, Eucoccidiorida, Eimeriidae. The record is from RefSeq and is a predicted model, not a curated record. The coding region runs from base 1 to 1677 and encodes 558 amino acids.
AUGGGCCACCAAGGAGCUUUGUCCUACGUACUCCUGCUGCUGAUCAUCAGUAUCCUGGCAGAUGCAUUUUCUGUUACUGCACGAAAGCUCCAGCGACAGCAUACACUGUUUGGUAAAUGCACAGCAAAAGAUUUACUUAGAGGGGAGGGCCCAAGUCCUUUCAGUUUCCUUCAAGAGGAAACAGCGACACCGGCGUCGGAUGAGGAGUGCAUGCAGCUGCUGUUAGAGCAGGACAGCCUCUUUUCAUCUGGUCUGACCAAUGUGACGACUGAGGAGGGGGAAAAGAGCGAGCACAUCACAGAUUCCUCCACUACAGAGGAGGCCGUUGCCGUGGCGACAGAACUCCUUCAAAGGGAACGCUCAGAUGGAGUUGCCGUUGAACUGGAAAGCCUCAAGAGAAGCAUUUCGCUGUUCAGCAAUGCAGCAAAAGACUCGACUGUCGUCGUUCUAGGGCUAGGGCUUCAAGUUUAUUCUCUUGCGAAGAUGGCGAAAAGUGUUAUUGUAGUCGAGUUUGACUACAAUAUCUGCAGGGAAUUUCUUAAUUCUAAAGCAGGUGGAUGCGCCAUGCAGCAAAAUGUGCACAUUUACUGCCCGUAUCCCGCCUCCAACUCGAACAGUGACACCGAGGCAAACAAAACGCAGAAGUACUUCAAAGCUGCUGAGGAUCUUAUUGGUGAUCUCAUGAAGCAACAGUUUGGGGAUGUGCCUGCCAGCGCGUUGGCCAUCUUGGGGAGUUUCCCUGUGGCGAAGUUGAUGUUGAUGGAAAGGUUCAUGGACCAGUCCAGUGUUAUCCUAAUGCGCAGCCGAGUGACUGCUGAAGGCCUAAGCGCCAUAUCCGGCUUCUUUAGGGCCCUCGCCGUUUUUGAGCCAGACUAUCGCUCGUCUUCGCAUUCUACAAAAACCCUCAUGUUGCUACAAAGGCUGUUUACCCCACCAGCGCACGGAGAUAAAUGGACAGAGUUCACAACACGAGAGUGGGAGCUGCGGGAUAGCACAGCGCCUCUAACGCUUUGGAGCACAGUCCGGGAGGCGAUUCAGCCGAUUGCCGCCGAUGAAAGCAUCAGUUUUUGGCAACGCGAAGCCCUACUGAACUACUUGGAAGUGUUCGCGCAUGCAGUCAGAAUAGGUUCUGACAAGGACUGGGAGGAUAUCACAUCCGAUUUAGAGGCAAUUCUUUAUGUUGUUGGCGAUGGGGAGAAGGCUGACAUUGUGAUAGGAAAGGCGAGUGCUUUUGCUCUUCGUUUGGCAUGGAAAGUUGCCAAUAUGUCGGGGCUACAGGAGUACUUUCAACUCCUGCUGGGUGCCCUGUCGCAGAUUUACAGCGAGGACAAACCUUUAAUCCACGCAGUAAUUUGCAAAUUAGUUUCUGGUACAGGACGUCUCAUCGCAUCGCCGAAUAUUUUGGACAAAGUGAAGGAUGCAAUCGAAGAAACUUGUGAGUUAGCUGAGAAGAGCUCCAUACUUUUCCUGGUGGCCUUGCGCCUAAUAUAUGUAGGGAUGACCCGUGAGGAGGGUAUGGUUGAGUGCCUGCGGAUCCUCGUGAAGCUAAAGGAAGAUGCCCCGGUCGUUGAUACCUGGGCGCUCGUGGGAGGGGUGGGAAACACUGCGUUGGCUGGCAUUCACUCCAUUAUCGGCGUCGCUGCCCGUAUAAAGUGGCGGCCUGUAAUGAACGAUUAA